GAAACAGCACACAUCCUUUAAGCCAGAGACGCUGACUGGAUCCAAGGACAAAAACGCAGCUGGCAUGGAGAAACAGUGGGAGCGGUAUCAGCGGAAAGUAUCCAUGUCUAAAGAGUCCUGCUCUGACAAUUACCUGGUGUUUAUCUGCAAGUUACCGAGAAAGGAAGGAGUCCGGGUUGCAGAAGACCAUGAAGCUAUAGAAGUCAAGCUCCCAGCUCAAUGCACUGUCCACCAGCUACGCCUGCAGCUCUGCAGGCUCAUCCAGGAGACCAGCAGGUUUCCAGACCCAUUUGGCCUCCUGGAUCCUGAGAAAUAUACUCUACUGUACACAAAAGGUGAAGAUGAGUUUGAAAUUUAUGAUGACUUUCAGGUCCUGCAAACUUUGGAUGCACCCUGGUUCCAGGAUACUGAAGGACAUCGGACAAGCUGGAUCACAGUCUUGGCAAAGCAUGGUAACUCAGAGGAGAGGGUGUGCUACCAGAGCCUUCUGGAUGAGCUGAUUGGUUAUGAUUUAGACAGUGCAGCAGCUAAUCGUUUAAGUGAACUGAGUUUUGCUCGUAGAAAGUUUGUCACACCACGCAAGGAAGAACUAAAAAGGCGCCAUCCUGUGACGUAUGCCACAGAGCCCUGGACAACUUCUGCACCACUCUCGAAAGACCAGCAAGAUCAACUCAAAUGCAAGCUACCAAUUACACUGCACUAUAAUAACGCAAGCUUUAAUGUUACAGUUGAUUUGUGUAAUACCCCUUGUAAUCUCCUCAUGGUCAUUUGGGAAUCACUGCCAUCAAAAGGCCAGUCUUUUGAGAAAUGGACAGAUGAUCAUGUUCUCAAAGUCUGUGGCAGAGAAGAGUACCUCUGUGGAGAUUUCCAACUCUCAGAGUUCCUUUGGGUCAGACACUGCCUGAGGAAUGUACUGGAGCUUCACCUGACGGUGGCUGCCGUCUCGUCACUUCCAGAUGAUUCAGUGAGGAAGGAAUACUGGCCUGAGGUUGACAGUCUCACAGGUCUCUCUAGUGCCCAUGAAGAAAUUUCAUUCGAAGGCAAGGAAAUUGAUGAGAUUGUAAUGAUAUCGCUUUGGGACUGUGAGAGGAACUUUAGGGUGAAGCUCAUAGGAUUCGAUAUACCUGAUAUGCCGAGUAAAAUCCCUGAACAGGUCCAUGUGGAAGCCACAAUUAUUUAUGGCAGGAAGGUGGUGUCAUCGGUUUGCUCUUCAUCAAAGGUCUUUGCGGAAGAGGUUCUGUGGAACACCUGGCUGGAGUUUGAUAUCCUUCUCAAGGAUAUACCUCGUGGAGCUAAACUAGGCUUCACUAUUAAUUCCAGCAUGGUUGCCACCCUAUCUAGGAAAACCAGGUCCCAUUCCACUGGAGGCAAAGUUCCAGACUUACAGAAAAGAAAAGAGAAAGUGUUAUAUUUCGUAAACCUACAGCUGAUUGACCACAGGUCUCUCCUUAGCCAGGGGCCACACACAUUGCAUAUGUGGUCUUUCUCAGAACAAGAUGAAGAAGCAUUCACAUAUGAGGCAGACAAACUCUCCACUGCCACCAACCCUGAUGUGGCCAAAUCCAUGGCAAUCACAUUUCUGCUGGAUCGCUACAGCUUCCCUGUUGUUCUGCCCCAGAGCAGGAUGUCUUCUGAUACCACGUGUCCUCCUAGUGCAGCAUCUCCUUCAUCAGAUCCCAUAUCUCCUCUACCUGUCGCUGGAUCCAACCCGUCCUCCCCAGCCAUGACUUCUCCAGCAACACCUACAGUCAAAGAUCGUCUGAAGAGAUUCAGGGAAGAGAGUGUUCGCUAUGCUUCAAACCUUCCACAGUUUCUCCGAACUGUAGACUGGUUGACGCCUAGUGCUGUUCAGGAUGUUCUUUGGCUACUGGGACACUGGAAGCCUCAUGAUUUGGAAUUAGCUGUGGCUCUGGAGCUGCUGAGUGUUGACUACAUAGACGAGAAAGUCAGGAGAUUGGCUGUUCAAAGGCUGGAGAUGAUGUCCAAUGAGGAGGUACUGAGGUACCUGCUACAGUUGGUCCAGACCUUGAAGGUAGAGCCAUACCAUGACAGCUCUCUGGCAAGAUUCCUAAUCCAAAGGGCACUCAGGAGCAAGCGUGUCGGACAUUUCUUUUUCUGGUACUUGCGGAGUGAGGUGGCAGGUUGCCCAUUUUUUCGUCAGCGAAUGGCUGUCAUAUUGGAAGCUUAUCUCCUCGGCUGUGGUGAGGCCAUGCUGACAAGCUUUCAGCGCCAAGUUCAAGUUGUCAAGACCCUACAUGAUGUUGCCAUCAAAGUGAAAAUGCUAUAUCCGGAAAAAACGUCCCUACCAUCAUCAGCUGCCCAGAAACUGCGAGAAAUAUUGCAGGAGUACAGCUUUCCUCCUGACUUCCAGGUGCCUUUUGAUCCCCGGGUCAGAGCAGGCACACUCCUUCUGAAAGAAUGCAAAGUGAUGGCCUCCAAGAAGAAGCCUCUCUGGCUCGAGUUCUCCUGUAUGGAGUCAGAGGCACCAGCUGGUCCUCCAGUAGGUAUAAUCUUCAAGGAAGGUGAUGACCUCAGACAGGACAUGCUCAUCAUCCAGACACUGAUAGUGAUGGACUCAAUUUGGCAAGAAAAUUGUCUGGAUCUCAACCUUGUGCCCUACGGCUGUAUAUCUACAGGAUAUAACAUAGGUAUGAUUGAAAUUGUGAGAGACGCUGUUACCAUUGCUGCUAUUCAGAGAAAUCAAGGAGGAACAACAGGAGCAUUCAGAAAUAAUGCCCUUUAUGAAUGGAUCAAGGAAAAGUGUCCCCUACAAGAGAAGCAAUACCAAGCAAUGGAGAAGUUUGUCAACUCAUGUGCUGGUUAUUGUGUAGCCACGUAUGUAUUGGGCAUAGGUGACCGCCACAAUGACAACAUCAUGAUAACAAAUCAAGGGAACCUUUUUCACAUUGAUUUCGGACACAUUCUGGGCAACACCAAGAGUUUUUUGGGUGUGAGUAGAGAGAGAGUUCCCUUUGUCCUCACUCCUGACUUCCUGUAUGUCAUGGGCAGAGUGAAAGGAGAAUCAAGCCUUUACUUCCGCAAGUUUAAGGACACGUGUAUCCAGGCCUAUUUGUCUCUGCGCUGCCGGUCUCGCCUGCUGCUUACGCUCUUCUCUCUCAUGCUGCUGACGGGUAUUCCCGAGCUGAGCGCAGCGCAGGACUUGCGCUACCUGCGGAAAGCUCUGCAGGAGGAGCAGAGCGAGGAGGAAGCGCGCCAGCACUUCCUGCAGCAGAUCGACCUGUGUGAGCAGAAGGGCUGGACUGUCCAGGCUAACUGGUGGAUCCACUUGAUGGCUGGCAUCAAAUAG
Molecule: messenger RNA, 3307 nt
Organism: Colossoma macropomum (tambaqui)
Lineage: Eukaryota; Metazoa; Chordata; Actinopteri; Characiformes; Serrasalmidae
Product: phosphatidylinositol 4,5-bisphosphate 3-kinase catalytic subunit gamma isoform
Exons: 11
Coding region: 65-3307 (1080 amino acids)
Biological process (GO): phosphatidylinositol-mediated signaling; phosphatidylinositol-3-phosphate biosynthetic process; cell migration
Cellular component (GO): phosphatidylinositol 3-kinase complex, class IA; phosphatidylinositol 3-kinase complex, class IB; plasma membrane
Molecular function (GO): 1-phosphatidylinositol-3-kinase activity; 1-phosphatidylinositol-4-phosphate 3-kinase activity
Source: RefSeq, a predicted model, not a curated record